GCAAAAGGCAUCGGAUAAAAUCAAGCUCAGAAGUUCCAUCCGUCCCAAAAGACCUGCUGAUAAUGUCAGAACUGGUACUUCCACAGUUCAUCUUCUAUCUUAUUCAGUACCUAAGGGAAGGUUAUAAUGAGCCAGUUCUGGAUAUGCCUUCAGAAAAAGAUCUCCACAAAGUCCUCCAGACACUGGAACCCCACAUUUCAUUUCUGGAAGAUUUGACAAAAAUGGGAGGAGCAAUGCGUUCUGUCCUGACUCAGGUCCUGACAAAUCAGCAGUUCUAUAAAGACCUCAGUUCUGGUGGUGGAGAAAACACAUGUGUGAAGAAAAGUCAUGAAAAGUAUCUUGUAGCUCUGAAAGGCUCUGGACUGAUAUUUCCUGAAGAUAAAUUUGCAUGUGGCGCACAGGAGCAAGCAGCUGGAGCUAGUGCUUCAGUAGUUCAAGGUUUUGCAGGUGCUACACCAGCUUCAGGGCAAGGUGACUCUUCAGAUGAGGAGGACCAGGAUGGUAGUCAAGGUGUGGGAAAGCGCAAGAGAGUGAAACUAAGCAGCACCAGCAAAGAUCAGUCCAUCAUGGAUGUUUUGAAGCAUAAAUGUUUUCUAGAAGAAUUAUUAUUUUGGAUGAUAAAAUAUGAAUUUCCCCAGAAAAUGGUAACUUUCUUACUGAACAUGCUUCCUGAUCAAGAUUAUAAGAUUGCUUUUACUAAAACGUUUGUACAGCAUUAUGCUUUUAUCAUGAAAACACUGAAGAAAAGCCAUGAAUCUGAUACCAUGUCAAACAGAAUUGUACACAUAAGUGUCCAGCUAUUCAGCAAUGAGGAGUUAGCACGUCAAGUGACAGAAGAAUGCCACCUGCUUGAUAUUAUGGUUACGGUCUUGCUGUAUAUGAUGGAGAGUUGCCUUAUUAAAAGUGAGCUGCAAGAUGAGGAAAACAGUUUACAUGUGGUAGUGAACUGCGGGGAAGCAUUACUAAAGAACAACACCUACUGGCCUCUUGUCAGUGACUUCAUUAAUAUUCUGUCACACCAGAGUGUGGCUAAGAAAUUCUUAGAAGAUCACAAACUAUUAGUCACUUGGAUGAACUUUGUAUCGUUUUUUCAAGGGAUGAAUUUAAACAAGAGGGAACUUAAUGAACACGUGGAGUUUGAAUCCCAGACUUACUAUGCUGCCUUUGCUGCUGAGCUGGAGGCCUGUGCGCAGCCCAUGUGGGGACUCUUGUCACACUGCAAAGUCAGGGAGACACAAGAGUACACACAAAAUGUUGUUAAAUAUUGUCUAGAAGCACUCCAGGACUGGUUUGAUGCAAUCAACUUUGUGGAUGAGCCUACUCCUAAUCAGGUCUCUUUUCACCUGCCAUUGCAUCGUUACUAUGCAAUGUUUCUGAGUAAGGCUGUUAAAUGCCAAGAAAUAGAACUGGAUUCUCUUCUCCCAGACCAAGAGAUGUUGAUGAAAUUAAUGGUCCAUCCACUUCAGAUUCAGGCAAGCCUCUCCGAAAUUCAUAGUAAUAUGUGGGUGCGGAAUGGUCUGCAGAUUAAAGGACAAGCCAUGACUUACGUGCAGUCUCACUUCUGUAAUUCCAUGAUUGAUCCUGACAUUUAUCUAUUGCAGGUCUGUGCUUCUAGACUUGAUCCAGAUUAUUUUAUUUCUUCUGUUUUUGAAAGGUUCAAGGUAGUUGACCUCUUAACAAUGGCUUCACAACAUCAAAACACAGUGCUGGAUUCUGAGCAUGAGAGGUCAAUGCUGGAAGGUGCCUUAACGUUCCUCGUCAUUCUUUUAAGUCUUCGUUUACAUUUAGGAAUGACCGAUGAUGAGAUUCUGAGAGCAGAGAUGGUAGCUCAAUUGUGCAUGAAUGACAGAACUCACAGCGCACUCCUGGACCUUAUUCCAGAAAACCCUAAUCCUAAAAGUGGCAUCCUUCCCGGAAGCUUAAGCUUUGAAUCCAUGUUGUCUGCUGUCGCGGAUUUUAAAGCCCCCGUGUUCGAGCCGGGGGGUUCUAUGCAGCAAGGGAUGUAUACACCCAAAGCUGAAGUAUGGGAUAAGGAAUUUGACCCAGUCAUGGUGAUUCUUCGAACUGUUUACCGUAGAGAUGUUCAAUCAGCAAUGGACCGAUACACAGCAUUUUUAAAACAGAGUGGAAAAGUCCAUGGGAACCCUUGGCCUCCAUAUAAGAAACGGACACUUUUGCAUCCAAGCUAUAAAGGCCUCACGAGGCUCUUGCACUGCAAAACCUUGCACAUUGUAUUGUUCACUUUACUGUACAAGAUAUUAAUGGAUCAUCAAAAUCUAUCAGAACAUGUCCUUUGCAUGGUUUUAUAUUUGAUUGAAUUGGGACUGGAAAAUUCCUCUGAACAAGAUGCUGAUGAAGAAGAUUCUGUGGGAAGUCAAGAACGCUGCCAUGAUAGUUGGUUUCCAGGGAAUAACUUGUUAUCUAACAUGCGACACUUUAUAAACUAUGUGCGUGUAAGAGUACCAGAGACAGCUCCAGAGGUGAAGAGAGAACCACCUGCAAGUACAAGCUCUGAUGGUUCGGGAGUUUCUCAGAAUCCAAGGCGGUCUAAAGGACUUCAGAGAGAGAAUUCAGGGACAGCACAGGUGUUCAGUUUGGUUGCAGAACGUCGGAAGAAAUUUCAAGAAAUCAUUAAUCGGAAUGCUACUGAAGCCAGUCAGGCAGUUCGGCCAAAGACUUCAAUGAAAUGGUCUGCACCAGGUGCAACUCCUCAGCUAACAACUGCCAUCUUGGAAGUCAAAGAAAGCAUAUUGUCUCUGCUAAUUAAACUUCACCAUAAACUGUCAGGAAAGCAAAACUCUUACUAUCCUCCUUGGCUGGAUGACAUGGAAACUUUAAUUCAACACGAAAACCCCAAGUAUUUCCAUGGGGAUGGAAUGACAGCCAUAGAAAGGAUUUUAUUGAAAGCUGCACUUCAGAGCCGAUUAAAUAAACAUAUCAUUGAGGAAAUAUGCAGAAAAGUGACUCCGCCUGUACCACCUAAAAAGAUUAGUCCAGCAGAGAAGAAAACCUUGGAUAAAGAGGAACGGCGACAGAAAGCCAGGGAAAGACAACAAAAGUUGUUGGCUGAAUUUGCAUCAAGACAGAAGAGCUUUAUGGAAACUGCCAUGGAUGUUGAGUCACCAGAUGCAGAUAUUGCUAUGGAGAUAGCAACGGCCGAGCAGCAUGUUUCUGAAGCCAUCUAUGAUUGUGUUAUUUGUGGACAGAGCGGCCCUUCCACUGAAGAGCGGCCGGCAGGAUUAGUUGUCCUCCUUCAGGCUUCUUCAGUUUUGGGACAAUGUCGCAAUACGGCUGAACCGAAAAAGCUGCCGACAUCAGAAAAGGAGCAGAUAUAUCCUGGGGAUACGUGUGCAGCUGUUUAUGAAACACGGCUUGCAACUUUACAGCAGUUUUUUAAAGAUAGUUCUUGCCUGCAGUCAGUGUCAAUUGGCUGGGAAGGAGGUGUAUAUGUACAAACCUGUGGGCAUACCUUGCAUAUAGAUUGUCAUAAAUCUUACAUGGAGUCGUUACGGAAUGACCAGGUUCUCCAGGGCUUUUCGGUGGACAAAGGAGAAUUUACUUGCCCUCUUUGUAGGCAAUUUGCUAACAGCGUCCUUCCUUGUUACCCUGGCAACAGUGUGGAAAGAACCCUAUGGCAAUGUCAUAGUAACAAGACCAUGCAAGAUCUUAUAAAGGAGGUGGAAGAGCUUCAAGAACAGCUGGGAACUUUCCCAGUAAGCAUCAGUUCAGAAACCAAUUUAAGUAAAGAAAUGGAAGCUGUGAUGAAGGACAUAAAAAGCACUACACAAAAGAAAUACACAGACUACAGCAAGUCUCCUGGGUCACCAGACAAUGACUUUCUUUUCAUGUAUUCAGUAGCCAGGACAAACUUGGAACUUGAGCUGGUUCAUCGGGGAGGGAAUCUGUGUCAGGGAGGUGCCAGCACAGCUGGGAAGAGAUCAUGUUUGAAUCAGUUGUUCCAUGUGUUGGCUAUGCACAUGCGUCUCUACAGCAUUGAUUCUGCGUAUAAUCCUUGGAAAAAACUAACACAGUUGAUAAAUGAUGAGAAUUUUCAGAGGUGCACUGAAGAGCAGCCGGAGGUUCCAGUACUUUAUAGAGAUGUAUUAUCUCUUUUGCUCAUCCAGAUUUUAACCAUGCCACAGCCAUUGCGCAAAGAACACUUUAUCUGUAUCAUAAAAGUGCUCUUCACAUUACUGUAUGUGCAAGCUCUCGUCGCACUUUCUGUUAAAUGCAGUGCUGAAGACAGAGUGACAUGGAUGAACUCAGGUGCUCUGAAAAAGAAUAUAUCUGAUGCAAAAAAUACCUGGGAAGUAUUAUUGAGCCAUGUAAUCAGUGAACUCUCCAAAGGGAAGAUCUAUGAGCCAGAGGAAACGGAAGAUCUAGCUAUGGACAACACUAGUCCUUGGUGUCCAGAUUCCAUAGAGAUUUAUUUGCAGCAGUUCUGCCUGCCUUUCCUCAGGAUUACCAGCCUUCUUCAGCAUCAUCUCUUUGGAGGGGAGCUACCUAGCUGUCAGGAAGAUGAAGAGUUUACUGUUCUUGCCAACUGCCUGGGUUUGUUACCAUCGUCCUUUCAGUCAUCACAGUUCCCCAGUGCCUCUUGUCUGGAUUGGCCUGUGCCAGUCUUUGACAUAGUAUCCCAGUGGUGCUCAGAAUUGGUUUCCUUUUCAGAUAAGCAUCCCUCACAAGUAAAGAUUUUACUUAUCCAGGAACCUAAGUGGGACCUACCCUGUCUCCUCCAUUUGCCUGAAAAUUAUAACACUAUUUUCCAGUACUACCACAGAAAGAGUUGCUCUGUCUGUUCCAAGGUUCCUAAAGAUCCUGCCGUUUGUCUCGUUUGUGGCACUUUUGUGUGUUUGAAAGGACUUUGCUGCAAGCAACAGAGCUACUGUGAAUGUGUCCUGCACUCCCAAAACUGUGGUGCUGGAACAGGCAUCUUCCUUUUGAUCAACGCAUCGGUAAUCAUCAUAAUUCGUGGUCAUCGUUUUUGCCUUUGGGGCUCCGUUUACCUGGAUGCACAUGGUGAAGAAGACCGAGAUCUCAGGCGUGGCAAACCUCUCUACAUAUGUAAGGAAAGAUACAAAGUGCUCGAACAACAGUGGGUGUCGCAUACCUUUGAUCACAUCAACAAAAGAUGGGGGCCACAUUAUAAUGGUUUAUAGAGCGAUAGCCAUCUUUUGCGCCAUCACAUCGCCUUUACCAUGAACGCAACUUGAGUGGCUUCGGCUUGAAGUGAGUGGAAACUUUCUCUUCACUGGGGAAACCGUGAAGCCCUGCCAUCGUACGAAGCCCUGUGUUAAUAGAGGUUUAGCAGUUAAAAACAACAAAGGAAUUAGUCUUCGUUUGAGUGCAAAACCUAAAUUCACUUGAUAGUUGUUGCUUUCUAACCCACUAAUAAACAAGCACAAAUUGUACUUAAAAGGAAAACCGCCGCUAAGUGGCUCCUGAGUGUUUUUAUUUUUCCCUGCCGGGGGCUGUUUAUGCUGAAGCACUGUAUAUGUGUAGUACACCCGCUAUAAACACAUUGCUUGUUUCCGUUGCCUUUCUUUGCGUUCCGUUUCAGAUUUUGCUUGACAUGUAUCUGUAAGUAUACAAGAGUUGUAACACUUUUGAUUUGUGAGAUUGUAUAGAAAAAUGGUCUAAAGGAUUUUUUAGAGAAUAUUGCGCUUAUUGCCAGAGAGCUAUUGAAAUAGUUUCAGACAUUGCUGAAUACCUUAUUCAUUCUCAGGAAUUUCAUAGAUAUACUCCAGAGAUUAGUGAGAUAGCUGUAUAAUAGAUAGCUUGCUGCUCUUACUGUAAUACAAGACACACACAGUAUUCUGUCGGACAUUUCAGUUAGCUUUAUUUACAAGUAAAUUACUAACAUGCCGAUUUUUAUUGUCUGUGUAGAUGCAACAUUUGUAAAAUGUCCCAAGGGGUACAUCAUAACUCUCCCCCCCCCAAGCAUGCCAUGGGCUCAUUUCCACCUCCCUGUCUUAUUCCAGAGCGAUGGGGGUGGACAUCACUGCCAGAUACUCUGUGGAUGAGGCUUAGUUAGUGAAUGUCUGGGAGUUCAAGCAGCUUCUUUCCAUUAUAUUUACAAAUCACUGCCCUUUUUGCUUGAAUCCUUUAUCAGGGGAAUAGGGCUGUUGGAGAGGAGCAAAACUGCAAAGUGCCAGGGGCAGGGGAAUAAUCCCCUUCUCCCAGUUUGCAUCUCAUAUGGAGAAUCCCGCAUGAACAGCCUUCCUCCAGUUGACAUGGAGAAGCCAAGGCUUGGACCCACAGAGCCAGUUUUUAAUAGAUGAAAUUCUACUGACUGCUUGCUUGUCAGGAGAAGGAGAAGGGAGGCGUGGCCAGACCUCCUUUCCACCUUUUUCAAACAGCAGACCUCCCACACGUAGAAUCGCAAAUGAUACUGCUGGAUCAUUAAGGCAAACUGCCUGUUCCACUUCUAGUUGCACCGCUUGGUCCCUGCAGUUUAGGGGGAAAAAAUGUGUGGGGCCCUGUGGUUGUGGGCCUGAGCAGCUUCAAGGGUUUAUAAGGGUUUUGAAAUCCAGCUGAAAGGUUGCCACUGGAAAAACACUUAACCAGGCAGAAUACACGAUAAUGUCACACCCAGCCCAUGGCUGCCAAAGAUUCCCCCCAUUCCUUUUCACAGAAUGACCCGACGUCUGUUGAUUAUUUCAAACAGUGCUAUCCAGCACUUCUGAUAUUUACGUACUUCAACUUGUAGCUUUUUCUUGUAAAGCAAACUUUUUAUCUGUAAAUUAAUUUGAAGAGUUAUAAUCUUAAAACUAGGCGAAACACUGCUCUCUGUUCAGAGGCUUGAUAGGAAAUUGGCUGUGGAAAAAUGAAUAGGAAAAAAUAUGAUGGAAAUGGGAAGAUUUAUGUGGUAAGUCUCGUAGCCUACUAAGUUUUUACAAAAAGAGAAGGCAAAAUGGAAAUGGGUUGCUGUUUUUAUAUAAAAUGGUGUGUGAAUACACCUACAUACACUUCUAGAUUAUUCCCAUAAUCCUGCAGUUCCUUCAAACAAAUAAAAAAAUGCUUUUUUCCAGAACAUUGCUACAUUUUUAAUAUGUAUCAUAUGUGAAACCUAUAAUAUUUUUGCAUUGCUCACUUUUGAGUACUAGGCCAUUUUGUAAGCACAGUGGACAAGCAGAAAUAUUCCUGACAUCUCCUGACAUAGCACUAUGACAGGGCUCUUCAGUUUGACUGCUCUGUGUGGUUCAAAAUUUCAAAAGAGAUAAUGUCUAUAAAAACUGAAUAAAAUGUGUUAUUUAAAAUGGAAUUCUUUUUGGAUAUUGUACAUGGGUGUGACAUAAAAUUAUCAGCCUUAACUUUGUAUUUCAUGAAGUUCAUUUUGGUACCAGUGAAUUAUCCGCUGGUCAAUUUAAAAUAUAAAAAUAAAAGGUACUCGUUUGAAAAUCCUACUUGAAAUAUACCUGCAUGCUGCUGGACUGUAAAUUUGAUUACUCCCGUAAGUUUUUGGAAAUUUGCUUUAAUAGGCUUACCUUGAAAAAAUAACAGGCCCAAAUUAGAAUGGGCUCUCUGUGUGCGCGUGCAUGCAUGCGUGUGUGUGCAUGCACAUGUGUGUCUGUACAUGCACACGUGUGCUGCUGCUGCUGCUAUUUCUCCAAAUGUACUGGUGUGGUAACUUUUAUGAAUGGCUACUUAAGUACAGUACAUUACUGUAGAAACAGAAUCAGUCUUUGGCACAUCAAAUACAAAAUUAGAACUCCCAUAAUUAUCAACAUUGUAAAAUAUGUUAAUAAAAGUCUACUGUCGUGA
Molecule: messenger RNA, 7764 nt
Organism: Pogona vitticeps (central bearded dragon)
Lineage: Eukaryota; Metazoa; Chordata; Lepidosauria; Squamata; Agamidae
Source: RefSeq, a predicted model, not a curated record